CACGGAAUAACGUGAAGGGGCAGGGGGAAAAAAACUUGGAUGCAAGUUGGAGUCGGACGACCAUCCACGGAUCUUCUGCAAUACCUCCACCUUGUCAUGCCGAACACACGCAAAACCAAAAGAAAGCAGCACACCGCACCAGAGGAGAACCCUGCAUUGUUGAUCCAGUCUGACAAUGACCAGGUGAUCCAGUCUGACAAUGAUGUAUUUGUAGGUAAAGAGAUUCAACAAAAUGCACCAACAAAAGCACCAACAAAGGCACCAACCAUAGCAAAGUUAAAGGGUGACUUUCAAAAAUUAAAAGGGGAGAACCAGCUACUGAAGGAAGAAAUCCGUCUCUUGAAAGAGGAGAACCGAUUCCUAAAAGAGCAGCGUGACUUCAACCAAGAGAAGGCUCUCCACACAGAGGUUGGCCACACAACAUCAAAAGGGCAACGCAAAAUGAGGAAUGGGGAUUCCUCUGACUCUUCUGACUCAGAUGACUCUUAUGAGGAUCGGAAGAGGAAAUGUAAGAAGAAACACAAAAAACACGGGUCUUCAGACUCCUCUGAUGAUGACUGGAAGAAGAGCAAAUCCAAAAAACCCUCAUCAUUUGGAAAGAGAGUUCUGAGCCCAGAGGACGUUGUCCACCGCUACAAAGCGGUCCUAAAAGUCUUCAGGCGAAACCGCAGCAUGACCAACACCUGUGAAGAACUCGGAGUGGACAGGAACACCAUUGCAGGGACUGCAGUCAUUGCAGAUGUCAUGAUAGCCACAGAGGGCACAGACUUUGGGGAGCUGCCCCUCUUCAAAGAAAAACAGACUUUAGCGAACUACGCAAAAUUAUGCAAGGCAUUUGUAGAUGCCAACAGACCUCUGCAGGAAAAAAAUUGAAAAAAUGAGGAAGGCCACAGAGCUGCUCCCUAUCAAAUAUAAAAUGCCAAAGUGAGGGAUCAAGCUCUAAAGUGCAGUAAUUUCAAUGUCGUUUAAAAAAAAUUACAUUUAUUUUAUUACUGCACUGUCUUUUUGUUUUAUCUGGUGGGGAUUCAACCAAAUUUCUUGUAUCCAAAAACCUUUUAGUGGGUAGUUGGACCCUGGUUUCUUUUCUCCAAAGAUCUUUUUGCCCCUAGAGUUUGAUAUCGUUCAAUAACCGUUGACUAGCCACUCCCUGCCAUUUCCACUAGGAUGUUGUCAGCCUUACUCGUUUUAUUUUGUAGUAGGCAUUGUCAGUUUGCAUUUUGGAUCAGCAAAGUUUUAUUUUGUUACGAUUAUUUCUACCUCUUCUGACCCUGACACUUUUUUUGGUGUUAGAUUCCAUACAAGAUGCAACUGCACUUUGCAGUUUUUUGCACUUUUUUAUAACAUGUUCUACUUGUUUUGAAAUAUAAGCAUACUUGAAAGCUAUGCCACUGUUUUGCACUUUAAGAGUAUUGAAGUUACUCUCUUCAAGUUCACUGUUUUGCAGAUU
Messenger RNA from Epinephelus fuscoguttatus (brown-marbled grouper), 1447 nucleotides. RefSeq names its product coiled-coil domain-containing protein 106-like. The transcript is spliced from 5 exons. Gene Ontology annotation, cellular component: nucleoplasm. The record is from RefSeq and is a predicted model, not a curated record. Bases 40 to 873 code for a protein of 277 amino acids. NCBI's taxonomy places the organism in Eukaryota, Metazoa, Chordata, Actinopteri, Perciformes, Serranidae.